CGUGAUGCGUGUGAUUAUGUUGUGGAUGUCCGUCUACAUGGCAGUGUCGUUGGUCAGCUUAGCGGAGACCUCUACUGCACUGGGUGGAUCGUCGACGCACCACAGUGUUGCAGAAAAUCUUGUACGAAUGGCUACAAGUUUGACAAGCUUCGCCACUAGCGAAAUCGACUCCAGAAGAGCUUCUGAGCAUACACAGAUGGCAUCAGACCUCGGCCAACACGCAAGAACAAUGCGAUUAAGCGAAUACAGCCCGUAUUCGAGCAACCCCUACGACCUCGGGCCCAUCAAUCAAUGCAGCUACCCUCAACUGCAUGCGUGCAAUUUCGAGAGCGGUUAUACUGUUCCUGAGUACGCAGCUCGAGUUUUUCGACCAGCCAACAGUAUACUCAACGACCUGCAUGAAAAGAUUUCUUCAGGUCUGUCGUCCAGAUGCACCAAGUCUUGGAUGAACUUCAUGUGCAAAGCCUUGGUUGGUCCACGAUGCAUUUCAAACACAACAGUUCGUUACCAAACCAACAACUAUGACAUUUGUCGCCAAGUAUUUUCAUCAUGUCCAUUACGCUCAACCACUAGCAGCAUUUUCUGUCAAACUCUCUCGUCAAUAAUUACUAUACACCCUGCAGGAACAUUUUCUCUAACCAGCUGCCGAGUUUUAAACAUCGACGGGUGCGCGAAUACUCUCCCGUCACCGGACUGGCUUGCUGCCCUAUUAGAACACCAAACACAGUCAAGUUCUUUUGACGACAGAGCAAGAGCACUAUCCCUCUCGGGCAGUUGCAAGAUCAAUUACAUCAAACUAUCUUGCACGCAGCCUACAUGCGGAUCUAAUGGACGUCUACAAGGUUACGAUAGCUCAAGUCAAUGCCACAACAUCGCAAACUGCGUCAGAGUCGGCGACUCACAAAAACUUCGUUCUAAGUGUGACGAUUUGGAGAGGCGAAAGCAUUCGAGCGUUUGUGCUGGAGAAACCGAAUCGUGCACGUCGGGAGCUACUAGCACUACUUAUUACGUUGGAAUUUCUAUUGCAUGGUCGAUGUUGGCUCUCAUCAAGAACUGCUUGUAAGUCCAACAAAGAGAUAUUCAACUAGUGUGGCUGAGUGCGGCUGGCUAUGAAACUCUUUCUUGCUGCGUAUUGGAAACGCGAGGAAUGCGUGUAGACUCAACUAGUGCUUAAUCUUUUGCUGCCUUCUGUUGUUUGUCUAGCCAAUGUUUGUUACUAGUUGUUGGCGUUGUAAUUGCUUCAGUUAUUACGAAUAGAUGUUAGCAGACAAAACUUCUUGCCAAUUUUGCUUCGCUGGUAAUGAUCUUAGCUACAUAAAAGUCUUAGAAUAUAAUU
This is a messenger RNA of Corticium candelabrum, 1336 nucleotides long. RefSeq lists its product as uncharacterized. The transcript has 4 exons. Bases 5 to 1063 code for a protein of 352 amino acids. The record is from RefSeq and is a predicted model, not a curated record. NCBI's taxonomy places the organism in Eukaryota, Metazoa, Porifera, Homoscleromorpha, Homosclerophorida, Plakinidae.